This is a messenger RNA of Penicillium subrubescens, 672 nucleotides long. RefSeq lists its product as uncharacterized. Bases 1 to 672 code for a protein of 223 amino acids. The transcript has 2 exons. NCBI's taxonomy places the organism in Eukaryota, Fungi, Ascomycota, Eurotiomycetes, Eurotiales, Aspergillaceae. Gene Ontology annotation, molecular function: oxidoreductase activity, acting on the CH-OH group of donors, NAD or NADP as acceptor. The record is from RefSeq and is a predicted model, not a curated record.
AUGGAAAUUUGCUUACACGUCAUAGCGGAAAAUGUCAUCUUCUACCAAACAGAUAUAUCAUCUGCAGCCGCGAUCAAGCAAGUCGCAGAGGAUAUUCGCCGACAACACGGCGAUCCAACAGUCUUGAUCAACAAUGCCGGCACUGGAAACAGCGUGCUAAUCAUAGACCAGCCUACCAAAGAAACAGAAAGGAUCUUCAAUAUCAACAUUCUUUCCCACUUUCAUCUCGUGAGGGAGUUCCUUCCUGCCAUGGUCAAGCAGAACCACGGCCAUAUCUUGACUGUGGCGAGCAUGGCAUCCUUCGUUACUCAAGGGAAGAACGUGAGCUACGCGUGCACGAAGGCAGCCGCUUUGUCCUUCCACGAAGGGCUUGCGCAGGAGCUUAAACACCGUUACAAUGCUCCGAAGGUUCGCACAACGAUUAUCCACCCUACCCUUACUCGUACACCUCUUGUGGAUCAUAUCACCAGGGAUAAACAGUCACAGAACUUUUGUCUGGAGCCGGAGACUGUUUCGGAUGCUAUCGUUGACCAGCUUUAUGCUGGAGAAGGCGCCCAACUCAUAUUACCCUGUCGAUUCACUUUUAUUUGUGGCAUCCGUGGCUUUCCGUCCUGGUUUCAGGAGUUGAUUCGUGAUGCUUUGACGUCGAGUCGCAAAUCGAAAGAUUCCUAG